AUGCAGUGCCCUGAGGUGUGGAAUUUUAAGGAACCUGAAUCAACGUUCAAAUCGCAAAUUGUAGACGCAAAUGGUCUCAGUAACCUAAACAAAAUCAAGAAUUUUUACUAUAACCAUUUAGCUUCAAUAAUUCUUCCUGACACACUAAGAGUACCUAAAACCCUAACAGAAACUCUCAACACUGACUGUGAUUAUUACUCUAUUAAAAAUAUUAAUUUACAAGAUCUACUGGAUUGCAAUUUUCUGGUUUGCUUUGUUAGAAGUGGUACAUUAACAUUACUAAGCGUAAACACAAGAAUCGACUGCGACACUUGUGUCUGUAUAACACCAACAGGUCAUCUUAUACUCAAUGUGGACAAAGAGACUUUUCAGACAUUAGGGCUUGAAGGAAAAGUGUCGCAUUUCCAUUCUAAAGUUAAAAGCAGAUACUUUAUAGAUAUUGAUUUAACCAAAGAAAACUUCCUUCCCGGAAAUCCUUUCUAUGAACGCGUCAAGUUUUCUCUAAGCAAACUACCUGAUAUCUCCAUUGUGCUAACUUGGAAACCUCCAAAAGACGAAAUAUGCCCUUCAUCAAUAGCAAAUCAUCUUUCAAAAAAGUACACAGUCAAACAAUGUAGUCUCAAACAUGACACUCAGAUAGUUUAUUCUGUAAAAGUCCCAGAUAUCAAUUUGGAAAACUGCAAUGAGGAGGAUAUUGUGGAUUUUGUUGAGUGGUUAGGUAUGGUUGCAUUAGACGUAAAUUUUGAUGAUUUUGUGGAUGAUCAUCACAAAGAAUACCUAAACUCUUAUCAAACACCCACACCAAAUAUACACACUGGGCAAGUUAGAGUGCUCCAGUGGAGAGGAAUGUUUACUUUCAAUGCAGUCGAGCAAUUAAUAGAAGAAGCUAGAAAAUAUAUAAAAUCUGAAGGUAAACCUUGGGCAGCCAUAUAUGUACAGGGUUUCUCAGACUCGCCUGUUGCAUGGUCUAACAAUGAACAUCAUUACUUUAUGAGUGGAGACAAUGGCUAUAUUAUAAUAAUUAAAGAUGAUAAAUUUGCAGUUUGCACAAAUGAAUGCUCAAAAAAGAAAUACAAAUAA
Messenger RNA from Brassicogethes aeneus, 1080 nucleotides. NCBI's taxonomy places the organism in Eukaryota, Metazoa, Arthropoda, Insecta, Coleoptera, Nitidulidae. The record is from the annotation of a GenBank genome assembly.